AUUUUGUGGAGGAGAAACAAAAAGCAAUCUCCUUGUUUUGCUCAUAUUCGAUUUGGGUUUCUUUGAAAGUUAUCCAAAACCAGAAACAAAAAAAAGAAAGAGAGAGUUAUGAUCUUGAGUUCUUAGGGAGAUCAUUGAAGAGAAAGUUCUUGUUUGGGUUGCGAAGGUUUCUUUUGAAAUGGUUUUGAUGUCUGAGAUUUUCUUGGCUGAAGAAGAGAAGGUUGAAGGAAAGUGGGAGAAAGAGAGAUAACACAUACAAGGCCAGAGUGGCACAAGUAGAGAGGAAAAGAAAAAAGUGAUUCGGCUUUUUUCGUCUGUUGAGGCUAUAGACAAUGUCUGCAACAAUACUGAGCGACCCAAUGCUAAUAUCAGCCCCGGAAACACAAUCAGCAGCAGCUGCCAAACUCAUCAACCAAAGCGAAGUCGAAUCCGCCAUAUGCGACUGCUGUGGGCUAACAGAGGAGUGCACGCCGGCCUACAUAGCGCGCAUCCGGGAGCGCUACCACGGCAAAUGGAUAUGCGGGCUAUGCUCUGAGGCCAUAAAGGACGAGAUUAUAAGGUCCGAAAGGCUAAUUAGCACCGAAGAAGCAAUGGCCAAGCACAUGAACUUCUUUAAAAAAUUCAAGUCCUCAGAGCCGCCUCCCGAUCCCACAGUGCAUUUGAUUGCGGCCAUGAGACAGAUUCUUAGACGCAGCUUGGAUUCUCCGAGGGGAAUAAGGUCUACGCCGACCAGUCCGGUGAAAAGCGACCAGGAAAUUCACGGCCAGGGUCUUACCAGGUCCGGCAGUUGUAUUCCCAGUCUGUCUGGUCCGUGAAGGUUAAAAUAGAGAUGAACAUGGGGAAUAUACGUUUAAUUUGCUGCAAAAUAAAAAAUCCAAAAGAAAAAGAAAGAAAAAGGUCAAAUAAUUGUUGUAGUUAUCAAGUAUAUAACUUUCUUUCUCAAAAUUUUCAUCCGAAAAAGUACAU
Molecule: messenger RNA, 966 nt
Organism: Corylus avellana
Lineage: Eukaryota; Viridiplantae; Streptophyta; Magnoliopsida; Fagales; Betulaceae
Product: DUF1677 family protein (DUF1677)
Source: RefSeq, a predicted model, not a curated record